GUGUGCCCAAGUCUUUAGAGAAACCUUCACACAACCUAAACUUACCAAAACAUCUAUGGUAACGGUUUAUACGGUCACAAUUACAUGUAACAUUUAAUUAAUGAUGCCUUCUUUUUAACGAAUCAGCAAGAUCUCAGUGACCCUUAAUCUUAAUAUCCAGUCACCUCUAUUUCACACCAGGUGGAUCUCACUUCAUUGGAGCAUAUCCGCUCACUGCACUGGGGAAUCCUUCAGUUACCUCCAAUGCUCCGUGACGGGCGCAAUUCAGCACUGGCGUUGGGGAGUCAACUACGCACCAUAGUCGACUGCAGUAACUUUGCGUAGAUUGCCUAUAUCGACAUUUAGCUAGGUUUAGAUAUUUUACUGUUUGGUGUUUUCUUGCCUACUUACAGAAACUUGAUGAGCGAGGCUUUCUUUGUAACGCAAUCGCCUGCUGUUGAUAGCAACCAGUAAUAGCGCGCAUGACGGAGCUGCGCCGUGGACUGAGCUGCCACUGUGCCACUGAAUGUACAGUACGCGCCGUGUGAGGAAGAGCACAUACCUUAUACCUUUCCCCUGUUGCGACGGACUAUCACGGACAAUCGUGACGCACAGCCUGCAAUUGAACCAUCGCGUAAACUACAGGUGUAAGGACCCUGGGGACGAGGGACUCCGGUCUCUUCUUCAGUCGCUCUCUAUCUUCUAAACUCCCCUCCUUAUCACUUAGCUGCUCUCAACUGAAGCCAAACAAUCAGAUUAGAUCUGGGUAGCUUUGCAACUGUCCUUAGAAGGUCCUGCUCUACCUUAACGAUACUAAUGCGCGGAUACUGUCAGUUUACACAGCCAGCGAGUACACGGACGGGCGGCGAGCAUGUAAAAUAAUCCACGCAAAAAUGGACCAAGGGAAAUACUUCUACAUCGUCGUUGUGCUUUUGCAAGUACUGGAAUUAACAUGCGGACAAUUCUUCCCAGGCAGCUGUACUUUUGAAGAGCACUACAGCAGCUGCGGCUACAGUGUCGCUCUGGGGACCACGGGCUUCGCCUGGGAGCAAGUCAACACAUGGGAGAAGCCCAGCAUGGACGCCUCUAUUCCCACAGGGUCCUUCAUGGUGGUCAACGCUUCUGGGCGUGCCUCGGGACAGAAGGCCCACCUGCUCCUCCCGACGCUGAAGGAGAACGACACCCACUGCAUCGACUUCCACUACUCCCUGACCAGCCGUGAUGGCUCCAGCCCCGGGUCCCUCAAUGUCUACAUAAAGGUGGACGGGGGUUCCCAAGGCAACCCUGUCUGGAACGCAUCCACUGUGACUGAGGGAUGGGUGAAGGCAGAGCUGGCCAUAAGCACCUUCUGGCCCAACUCCUACCAGGUGAUAUUCGAGGCUGUGUCGUUGCAGGGCCAUCCUGGUUUCCUGUCGGUGGAUGAAGUGCGAGUGAUGGCCCACCCCUGCCGUAAAGCUCCCCACUUCCUGCGACUGCAGAGUGUGGAGGUCAACGUGGGGCAGAACGCCACCUUCCAGUGUAUCGCCGGGGGCAAGUGGUCCCAUUAUGACAAGCUGUGGCUGCAGCAGUGGAAUGGGAAGGACACGGCGCUCAUGGUGACCCGGAUGGUAAACCAGCGUCGCUUCUCCGCCACUGUCAGCGUCCUUGACACCUCGCAGAGGGGCGCCAGCAAGUACCGCUGUGUCAUCCGCUCUGACGGCGGCUCCGGCGUGUCCAACUAUGCCGAGCUUAUCGUCAAAGCUCCCCCGACACCUAUCGCUCCCCCUGAGCUGCUGGCUGUGGGCGCCACUUACCUGUGGAUCAAACCCAACGCCAACUCCAUCAUCGGAGACGGGCCUAUCAUGUUGAAAGAGGUGGAGUACCGCACCACCAAAGGCAACCUGGUCGACACCCACAUCGUGGACUCGCCAACCUACAAGCUGUGGCACCUAGACCCGGAUGUGGAGUAUGAGAUCAAGGUUCUGCUGACCCGCCCGGGUGAGGGUGGCACGGGACCGCCUGGACCUCCCCUAGUCACCCGCACCAAGUGUGCUGAUCCGGUUCAACCCCCCCAGAGCGUGAAUGUGGUGGACAUCCGCGCCAGGCAGCUGACCCUGCAGUGGGAGGCCUUCGGCUACGCAUCGACGCGCUGCCACAGCUUCAACCUGACGGUGCAGUACCAGUACGUGUUCAACCAGCAGGAGUUUGCUGCUGAGGAGCUCAUCCAGACCUCCACCCACUACACGCUGCGCGGCCUUCGACCCUUCGUCACCGUCAAGCUGCGGCUAGUGCUGGCCAACGCAGAAGGCAGCAAGGAGAGCGAGGAGAUCGUCAAACAGACCGAGGAGGACGUGCCUGGUCCGGUUCCCAUGGAGUCACUUCAGACUGGACCUUAUGAGGAGAAGAUCUUCAUCCAGUGGAAAGCUCCCAAUGAGACCAAUGGUGUUAUCACUCUGUAUGAGAUCACCUUCAAGGCUCUGAACUCCCUGGACCCCAGUGCUGACCUCACCACGCAGCACGGGAGGGUGUUCAAGCUGCGCAACGAGACACACCACCUCUUUGUGGGCCUCUACCCCGGCACCACCUACUUCUUCACCCUGAAGGCCAGCACCAGCAAGGGCUUCGGCCCGCCCGUGACCACCCGCGUGGCCACUAAGAUAGCUGCGCCCUUAAUGCCAGAGUACGAGACUGACAUGUUGCUGAAUGAGACAGACACCACCAUCACCGUCCUCCUGAAGCCGGCCCAGUCCAGGGGAGCUCCUGUCAGUGCGUACCAGGUGGUGGUUCAGGAGGAUCGCAAGCAGAAGGUGCGGCGGGCAGCCGAGACGGUGGAGUGCUUCGCCGUGCCCAUCAGCUACCGGAACGCCUCCAUCCACAACUCAGCCCACUACUUUGCCGCCGAGCUGCCGCCAACCACCGUGGGCUCCAUGCACUCGUUCACCAUCGGCGACAACAAGACCUACAACGGCUACUGGAACGCGCCGCUCUCACCCGCCAAGAGCUACAGCAUUUACUACCAAGCCCUGAGCAGAGCCAAUGGGGAAAUCAAAAUUAACUGUGUGCGACUGGCUACAAAAGUGGUAAUAGGUAGGGGACAAAAUACCACGCCGUACAUACUUGUCAUCCCCAGUGAAGGUGCCUCCACCCAGAACUCCAAUGCCGUGGAGCCUGAGAAGCAGGUGGACAGCACGGUCAAGAUGGCCGGCGUCAUCGCUGGGAUCCUCAUGUUCGUCAUCAUCCUGCUGGGGGUUGUGCUGACAUUCAAGAGAAGGGAAAUUCACACCUGGAGAACCCUGAGCGUGGGAAGAAAUGCGUAUUCCUACUCUUACUACCUGAAACUUGCCAAGAAGCAGAAGGAGACGGCCAGCAGCAGCACCCAGCGGGAGAUGGGCCCCGUGGCCACGGCCGACAAGAGCACGGGCAAGGUCAGCACCCUGCACAAGGACGACCCCUUCUCCACCAGCAACCAGGACCUCAAUGGCUUCUCCUCCUCCUCCCCCUGCUCCUUCUCUGUCCAGGGCAAAACUCUUCAAAGCAAAACCCUCCUCAACUCCUACUACUCAGUGUCCAAAGAACCGGUCCCUGCAACUGCAUCGUUAGAAAGCAGCCACAGUGAGAUGGCCCAGCCUUCCCUGACCAUCCAGACGUACCCGUACGGGGGCUGUGAGUCGGUGGAGAUGUCCUACCAGGCGGGCCAGUUCCAGCCGGCCAUCCGCGUGGCCGACCUCCUCCAGCACAUCACUCAGAUGAAAUGCGGACAGGGCUAUGGCUUCAAGGAGGAGUAUGAGGGCCUUGCUGAAGGACAGACAGCCCCCUGGGAGACUGCCAAAAAGGACGAAAACCGCAACAAGAAUCGCUAUGGAAACAUCAUCGCUUACCCCACAGAUGAUCACACUCGGGUCCGGCUGCAACCGUUGGAUGGCGACCCCCACUCGGACUACAUCAACGCCAACUAUAUUGACGGGUAUCACAGACCAAGGCACUACAUCGCCACUCAAGGGCCUAUGCAGGAGACGGUGAGAGACUUCUGGAGGAUGAUUUGGCAAGAGAAUUCCGGCAGCAUCGUCAUGGUUACCAACUUGGUUGAAGUGGGCAGGGUGAAGUGUGUGCGCUACUGGCCCGAUGAGACGGAGGUCUACGGUGACAUCAAAGUGACGCUGAUUGAGACGGAGCCACUGGCAGAAUACGUCAUUCGCACCUUCACUGUCCAGAAGAAGAGCCACCAUGAGAUUCGAGAGAUCCGGCAGUUCCACUUCACCAGCUGGCCUGACCAUGGCGUGCCCUGCUACGCCACAGGCCUCUUGGGCUUUGUGCGUCAGGUCAAGUUCCUCAACCCGCCAGAUGCCGGACCAAUUGUGGUCCACUGCAGUGCCGGGGCUGGACGGACAGGCUGUUUUAUCGCCGUGGACAUCAUGCUGGACAUGGCGGAGAACGAGGGGGUGGUGGACAUCUUCAACUGCAUCCGGGAGCUGCGCGCACAGCGCGUCAACAUGGUGCAGACAGAGGAACAGUACGUGUUCGUCCACGACGCCAUCUUGGAAGCCUGUCUGUGUGGAAACACCGCCACCCCUGUGUGUGAAUUCAGAGCCAUAUACUACAACAUCAGUAGAAUAGAUCCCCAGACCAACUCCAGCCAGAUCAAAGAUGAGUUCCAGACGCUGAACAUUGUGACUCCGCGGGUCCGCCCUGAGGACUGCAGUGUGGGGCUGCUGCCACGCAACCAUGACAAGAACCGCAGCAUGGAUGUGCUGUCCGCCGACCGCUGCCUGCCUUUCCUCAUCUCUGUCGACGGCGAGUCCAGCAACUACAUCAAUGCUGCCCUCAUGGAUAGCCAUAAACAGCCAGCAGCCUUCAUAGUGACCCAGCAUCCCUUACCCAACACCGUGGCCGACUUCUGGAGGCUGGUGUUCGACUACAACUGCUCCUCCAUCAUCAUGCUGAAUGAGAUGGAUGCAGCACAGCUUUGCAUGCAGUAUUGGCCGGAAAAGAGCUCCUGCUGUUAUGGUCCCAUCCAAGUGGAAUUCAUCUCAGCAGACAUUGACGAGGACAUCAUCAACCGAAUCUUCAGGAUCUGCAACAUGGCACGGCCACAGGAUGGCUACCGCUUGGUGCAGCAUUUCCAGUUCCUGGGCUGGCCGGCUUACCGCGACACCCCGCUGUCCAAGCGCUCCAUUCUGCAGCUGGUGCGGAGACUGGCCAAGUGGCAGGAGCAGUACGAUGGAGGCGACGGCCGCACUGUGGUCCACUGCCUGACUGGUGGGGGCCGUAGCGGUACAUUCUGUGCCAUCUGUAGCAUCACUGAGAUGAUCCAACAGCAGAACAUUGUAGAUGUUUUCCACACAGUCAAGACUUUGCGGAACAACAAGUCCAAUAUGGUGGAAACCAUGGAGCAGUACAGGUUCUGCUAUGAGGUGGCUCUGGAGAGCCUUAAUGCUUUCUGAGAAUCCGGGAGAGAGUUUGAUGAGCAUCACAUACACGUCGGACACUCAAAGCUGUACAGAAAAACACACGGAAGAGGCCUCAGCUCUGAGCAAAUGUACAAAGAAGAGAGAUCAUGCUCCUGUUUGAGGAGUCAUGGCUUUGGAUUUUAUGUUGCAGGACAAAGAAUCGACAUCUGCUAAGAAGAAAAAAAAAAAAGAAAAAAAACCUUUAAAAAAAAAAAUGGACACUGCACUUCUUUUUUCCUCUCUUUUGUCUAUGUCCAGGAUCCACACGUGCAUCCUGGACUGUGAUGUGCUAUUGUACAGUACUUUUUAGAUAUAUACCUUGAAUGUUCCCAUCUGUGUAAAGAAAACUAGACUAAUGACUAAAGUGUAUACAUUACCACAAAGAAACGCUCUGGAUGCCACAUGGGGUCAACCAAAUAGACUAUAACUGAGCAGUGUACAGCUUCCUAACGGAAAGGCUUAAUUCAAAUUUGAACAAGUGAAAAAAAAUGCCUAAUCACAAAUAUUUUUCUUAUUAUAAUGCUUUUGUGGUUCCUAAAAUAUGAUGAAGUCAUGGCAUACGUUUUGUGCUUACACCCAAACGCACACAUUUUUUUUAUUUUUUUUAUUAUUAUCAUUAAGGGAAUUUGAAUAGUUGUUUGUAUUUUUGUUUGUGUCUGCUUUUUAUUUCACAUGUCAGUAUUGUGGUAUGGCCACCUAUGCCAAGCUUGAGUAAUGUUGCUAGUGUGGAUUUGUUGCAUUGCAAGUGAAAAGGUGGUUGAAGCUUUACUAUCCCCUGACUAUUGAGGCAGCACAGGCAGUGAAAUGUCAUGCCCUUUUUUUUUUUUUUUAAAUAUAUAACUUUUUUUUUUGUGUUGGUCAUUUUGCACUUUAUUUUGCACGUCCUUACCUCCAGUACUGAGCAUUUAUAAGACAAGCAGUGGCAUGGGAUUGCUAGUGCCAAUUGACAUUACACAGAAACAGACACUCAAGUCAGCUGUACAAAGUUAAAUACACAGAGUAAACAAGAACCGAGGCCAGUGCUUGUACUGUGCCGAAAGUCCAACCAGUCAACAUAAACAUUUGGUACUAAGAUAGAGGGACAUGAGGUGUGAAUGCUUGAUUUGAAUUAUACUCCCAUUCACAUGAAAUGAUGAACACACUCACAGACAAAAAAAAAAUAAAAAAAAUCGAAACCUGUCAUUUUUUUACCUGGCAAUGAAGAAGUGAUCAUUUUGCGAUUAGGAGGCGAGCUCUGGAGUGACCUUUGCACGCUAACCGUGUUUUGACUGUGUUCUCUGUAUGCUGACCAGUUUUUGUACAGUAUUGUUCUCGGUUUGUCAUUAGAAUGUUCUGCUCAAUGUAUGCAGCUAGUCGAAGGGUUAGAAACGGGAGACUGAUGAUCCUUCAAAAAAACACAGUUGGUAUUCUGAAUUCUGGGCACUGUGAAUGGUAAUACUCUGAAGAAUAGAGGAAUAAUUUAAGAUAGGCAUUGAAAGUUUGAAUGCAUUCUUUUUUCUGUCCUUUAAAUUUUCAUACCGUGUCUCCACUGCCUGUACUAUAUUUUUAUUUCACUUCUAUCUUUUUGUUGUAUUUGAACAUUUUUUAUUUGUCUAGCAAAGUGAUAUUUAGAACUGGUGAUUUACUUGCCAUGGUUGUUCUGUUGUUUGGAAUUGUGGUAACAUCAAUAAAGGGACCAAAAUGUUGACCGAC
Messenger RNA from Clupea harengus (Atlantic herring), 7097 nucleotides. RefSeq names its product protein tyrosine phosphatase receptor type T (gene ptprt). NCBI's taxonomy places the organism in Eukaryota, Metazoa, Chordata, Actinopteri, Clupeiformes, Clupeidae. Gene Ontology annotation, biological process: protein dephosphorylation. Gene Ontology annotation, molecular function: protein tyrosine phosphatase activity; protein binding. Gene Ontology annotation, cellular component: membrane. The record is from RefSeq and is a predicted model, not a curated record.